This is a messenger RNA of Thamnophis elegans (Western terrestrial garter snake), 2713 nucleotides long. RefSeq names its product uronyl 2-sulfotransferase (gene UST). The record is from RefSeq and is a predicted model, not a curated record. Gene Ontology annotation, cellular component: membrane. Gene Ontology annotation, molecular function: sulfotransferase activity. Lineage: Eukaryota; Metazoa; Chordata; Lepidosauria; Squamata; Natricidae.
GAGAGAGAGAGACGCAAACAACUUUUUUUAAAUGCUUCUAGUGAGUUGCAGCCACCGGGCCCGCCGUCCGCCGGACUUGUAAUCGGAGCCUGCAACUGGCUGGAGCGCGGUGCUGCAAGGCGAGAGGAACUCCGAAAGCUGCCGCAGCGGAGAUACCGAACUAAGCCCGCUUAGGGGGCAACGGCGGCGGCUGGGUGGGUGGGUGCUUUCUUUUCUCCGGGUUUCUCCUAGCCUCGCCCCGACGCUGGGGAAGGCCGGGAAUGGGUAGGAGAGAAACGCGUGAACUUUUCCCCUCCAUCGUGCAGGGCAGGCGGAGCGGGGCAGGCGGAUGGAGGAUGCGCUCUGCCCGGCGAGCUAUCUAAGGAGGAGGCGGCGGCGGUGGCGGCGGCGAGGGAAGCGCCGGGGACGACGACGACGAUGAAGCAGCAGCAGCAGCUGCCGGCCUCGCCGCCUCCGAAACACUACGGGGCGGGCUGUCCGGAGCCCCAGCCUCAUGUGGCCCCGGCUUCUUCGGGGGGUCCCGCUCCCGGCAUGGGCUGGAGGAGGAAGAGGAGGCCCUUCUCGCUGCUGCCUCUCCUUUCCCUCCGCGACUACGGCUUCUGCAUGGCCGCCCUGCUGCUCUUCUGCCUAGGCUCCCUCUUCUACCAGCUCAACGGGGGCCCCCCUCACUUUCUGCUGGACCUGAGGCACUAUUUGGGAAAUUCCACUUACUUAGAUGAUCAUGGACCAGCUCCUCGUAAGGUCCUUCCAUUCCCAAGCCAGGUGGUAUACAACAGAGUUGGAAAAUGUGGGAGUCGGACUGUGGUUUUGCUGUUAAGAAUUCUGUCCGAGAGGCAUGGGUUCAAUUUAGUUACAUCGGAUAUUCAUAAUAAAACUAGGCUUACCAAGAAUGAACAGAUGGAAUUGAUUAAAAACAUAAGCAUUGCAGAGCAGCCCUAUUUAUUCACUAGACACGUUCAUUUCCUUAAUUUCUCAAGAUUUGGAGGAGACCAACCAGUAUACAUCAAUAUUAUUAGAGAUCCUAUCAAUCGAUUUUUAUCUAACUAUUUUUUUCGCCGUUUUGGAGACUGGAGAGGGGAGCAGAACCAUAUGAUCCGUACUCCAAAUAUGAGGCAAGAGGAGAGAUACUUAGAUAUUAAUGUUUGUAUUCUUGAGAAUUAUCCUGAAUGUUCCAAUCCCAGGUUAUUUUAUAUUAUUCCAUAUUUCUGUGGACAGCAUCCAAAAUGCAGGGAACCUGGUGAAUGGGCCCUUGAAAGAGCAAAAAUGAAUGUGAAUGAAAAUUUCCUCCUUGUGGGCAUUCUGGAAGAAUUGGAGGAUGUGCUGCUUUUAUUAGAAAGAUUUUUACCUCAUUAUUUCAAGGAUGUACUCAGCAUCUACAAAAACCCAGAGCAUAGGAAGCUUGGCAACCUAACUGUGACAGUGAAAAAAACCGUCCCUUCAACAGAAUCCAUCCAGAUCUUGUACCAGCGCAUGAGAUAUGAAUAUGAAUUCUACUACUAUGUCAAAGAGCAGUUCCACCUGCUAAAACGCAAGUUUGGAUUAAGAUCCUCAAAUGGUAACUCUUCUCCUAGGCCAGAAUUUGCCAUUCCUUCUCCUCUAGAAACUGAAGAGCCAGUAACAGAAGAUGAGGAGCAAGACGAUGAAAAGUGGUUAGAAGAUAUUUAUAAAAGGUGAUGCAAGACGGAUUCCAAAUUGUUAAAAAAUGCUAAUAACAAUCUGAAGAAAGUGAGUUAAUACAAAGCAGCAUUUGAAAAGACACUACUCUUAGAUUGAACUCAGAAACCCCUUUCUGAAAAGGUGUAUUUGUUGAAAUAUUUUUGUUUGUUUCCUGGGCUCCACAGCAUUAUUGUAGUUAGAAUAUACUUUUAAAUAUAUCAUCUCUUGUUUAAUUAGAAAUAACAUUGAUGUUGUAAACUAUUUUUGUAUAUGGUACUUUACAAGAUGAUAUCACCUUGUUGGUCAUUUGCAAUUUUCACAAAACUAGCUUGCCUGAUGUAGCAUUUAAUUUAAUAUAUUAGAGUUUUAUUUGAGCACAUUGAAAUAAUAGCAUGAUAUAAGAGAUUUGUCAUUGCCUGAAUAAGGAAUGCUGUUGUUCUGAAAUAACAAAACUAUCCAUUGCUACUAAUACCAUUUGAAAAGAGACAACCAGGCUGUUAACAACAGUAAAAAUAGGAAUAUAGAGAAGCCUAGUUAAUGACUAGCAUGCUCUAGAUGUGUUUGACUACAACUUCAGUGAUUCCCAAUUAGAUCUGUGUUGCCAGUAACUGGCUGGCAGCAAGGAGAGUUGUAGAGUGUUGGGAAUUUGAGAAGGUGGGUAUCAUUAAAUAUCAGUACAGUGCUGAGGUUGAGUAAAAUCGAAAAGGAUAACAUUAAUGGAAUUUAAACUUAGACUGCAGAAGAAAAUAUGAGAUAUUCUUUUUUUUAUUUUAAAGGAGAUUCCUUUUUCCAUAGUAGUUUUGACAAUAAGCAAAUAUCCAUAAAAGAAGGGGAACAAGAACUUUAUGGGAUGUUUCUGUAACAUUGUAAAUAUUGAUAAAAUUAAUUGGUUCUAAUUUCAAGACAUUAUUUCUGAAGGUGGAAAUUUAUAAUUGCCUCAACUACUCUGAAAAUCUGAUACUUUCUGACAAAUAAGACUGAAGAUGAAUAUGCUGUGAUCCCAUCAGAUGUCUUCAGUUCUUUUUCUCUCUCAAAGAAGUCAAAGUUUAACUCUUGC